GGGGCGGUGGUGGACUGUCAGCGGUGAUUCGGAAGUAUGUAGUCACGCAUUAAUAAAGUUGAGUAAUGAGUCAUCACGCAGGUUUUAACGUUAAAAAAACUGCGUCAGAGUAACAGAAACGGAGCUCGACAGAUGCACGUUGGUAGCGUGUGAGAGAGACGUUAGCUAACGUUAGCUCAGCAGUAGCCUUCAGGAAGAAGUGUCACCAAAGAGACGAGCAGAGCCCGGCUGUGCUCAUGGCUGCCCUCGGUAACUCCGGGGCCACUUCCAGCCCGAUGGUGAUCUUGGCUCCGAAGACCAAAACAAAAAAGAAACAUUUCGUGCAGCAGAAGGUGAAAGUGUUUCGAGCCAGCGACCCCGUCCUGAGCGUCUUCAUGUGGGGCGUCAAUCACUCGAUCAAUGAUCUCAACCAGGUGCCUGUUCCUGUCAUGCUGCUGCCUGAUGACUUUAAAGCCAACACUAAGAUCAAAGUCAACAACCACCUCUUUAACAAAGAAAAUCUUCCGGGACAUUUCAAGUUCAAAGAGUACUGUCCUCAGGUCUUCCGAAAUCUAAGGGAACGGUUUGGUAUUGAGGAUCUGGACUAUCAGGUGUCGUUGACCCGCAGCCCCCCGGUGAGGAGCGUAGAGGACCAGGGAGAGGGUCUGCUCCUCAACUCCUACGACCGGACGCUCGUCAUCAAGCAAAUCUCCAGCGAGGAUAUUGCAGACAUGCACAGCAUCCUGUCUGAGUACCACCAGCACAUAGUGAAGUGUCAUGGCGGCACCCUGCUGCCUCAGUUCCUGGGUAUGUACCGUGUGAGCGUGGACAGCGAGGAGACCUACCUGAUCGUCAUGAGGAACAUGUUCAGCCACAGACUGCUUGUUCACAGGAAGUACGACCUGAAGGGCUCUCUGGUGGCUCGUGAAGCAAGUGACAAAGAAAGGGGAAAAGAACUCCCUACCUUUAAGGACAUGGACUUCAGGAACAAUAUGCAGAAGGUGUACGUGACGGAUGAGCAGAAAGAGAAGUUCAUGGAGAAACUCAACAAAGAUGUGGAGUUCCUGGUGAGGCUGAAGAUCAUGGACUACAGCCUGCUGCUCGGUAUCCACGAUGUGGGUCGAGCUGAGCGGGAUGAGGAGGAGGGCGAGGAGGUUUCUAAUGAGGAUGAACCAGAGGCGGAGAACGGCCUGGCUCCGGCCGCUACGGUGGGCUCGUACGGCACCUCUCCAGAGGGAAUCGCUGGUUACAUGUCCUGCUGCAAACCUCUGGGGCCCGGGGAGUUCGACCCCUAUGUGGACGUGUACGCCCUCGGGAGCUGCCCAGGAGCCCCUCAGAGGGAGGUCUAUUUCAUGGGCCUGAUAGACGUACUUACUCAGUACGACACCAAGAAGAAAGCCGCUCAUGCAGCAAAAACUGUCAAACACGGGGCCGGUGCUGAAAUCUCCACAGUCCACCCCGAGCAGUAUGCCAAACGAUUUCGCGACUUCAUCUUUAACAUCUUUGCGUAACACGAGGCCGUGAGCGCCGCCAUAAGUCGCUCCAACUGAGAGCUAUUUUUACCAUUGACCAAAAAAAUAGUAUGCACACGCAGAUCACUAUUGAAAUGUGGUGAUCUGAGAUGAGACUACUUGCAUUGUAGCAACAUAAUGUACUACUUCUGAUGCAUUUAUUUAUUUUGAAGACGUAAGAUGCAUUUCUUCUAGAUAUUAAGCCGUCUUUAGAGGAUUAACUCUGCAGCAUUAGGGUACAUGGAAACAAACUGCUGUUGAUCAGUGUUAGACCACAUCAGUGCAAGAUCAAACACCACUUCUCUUUUUUUGUCACCUUCUGAUUUCCCAGGCAUGAACUAAACUUACAUUUUGGGAAGUGUGCUUAUUUACUUUCUUGACAAACGUUGACUCUGGAGAAUAAUAUCACUCUGAUGUGUGUCUGUUAAAGGUUCCCUGUGGAGUUUUCGAAGAAGAAUACUGCUAGAUGUAAACAAUGCUGGGUUUAAAAUCUCAGCUUUCAAAAAGAUGUACGAGGAGGGAAAUGUAUUCAACGUGCUUAUUAGACCUCAAGAAUGCAAACAGUAUGUUUUUAAGUGAAUUUAAACAUGACUUUUGUUUAGGGCUGGCCAAUGUAUCGAUAUUAAAUAGAUUUUGGGAUAUGAGACUAGAUAUUGUCUCAGAUUUUGGAUCUCAAAAUAUGGCAUAAAUGUCCGUUUUAACGGCUGCAUUACAGUAAAGUGAUGUCAGUUUCUGAACAUAGCGGACUGUUCUAUUAUAUGCCUUCAACCACUUAUAUUCACAUUACUGAUGAUUAUUUAUCAAAACUCUAAUCGUUUAAAUAUUUAGUAAAAGCACCAGUUUGUCGUUCAGCCCUACUUUUGUUUGUUUACAGGAAAACUCCACAAGGCACCUUUAAUGUGACGCUAUAGGAGGACCAGGAGACGGUUAGCUUAGCAUACAGACUGGAAUCGGGGCUGAACAGCUGGCCUCGCUCUGUCCAGACGUAACAAAAUGUAGUUUAUGAGUAAUUCUGUACACAACUUGUUUUUAUACAACUUAAACAAAUGAGAGUUAACAUUUUAACUAGUGAUCUUUAGAGGAGCUGUUUGGCAGAUGUUCUUAUCUUAACAGAGCCAGGCUAACUGUGUCGCCUUGUUUCCGAUCUUAAUGCUAAGCUAACCAGCUGCUGGCUAUAGCCUUGUGUUGCUAUCGAUCCUCUCAUCUCUCUGUAAGAAAGCAAAUAAACCUAGCUCCCAAAACUUUAAACUAUUCCUUACAUCCUAGAAUAAUCUUUAAAUGGAAAUGUGUAUUAAAACAAUAAUUGUAGUCUACAUUCUGCACUUAAGAAAUAAUAUUUAUCUAUUGAAGCAGGCCAUUUGAAUAUUUAGAGUGCCAAAUGUGUGGGAUCAAAGCUUUAUUUUUGCAGGAUUUGCAUUUUGCAAACAAUUAAACCAACUCUGUUGGGACAGAUAAAUGAAACACAAUUUGAACGGAUCAAAUAGGAUUUUCCACCAAAGUCUCUACUGAAGUUUAAAGGAAACGUAAAGAACAGCCUCGUCACUUGAAAUGGUAAAUGUGUGGUAUUUGAAUGGAGAGCACAUCAAAUAGUUCAGCCUGUAAACAUGUUCAGCUUUCAGCUCCCAGAGCCUGUAAAGAGAGCGUGUGACCCACAGAGCUGGGCCUGCAUUAAUGAAGUGACUUUAGGACCAGUCCUGCCUUUUUAAUGAGAUACUUUCAUGUGCGAGUCACUUCCUGAGAAUGAGCCCAUGCAUCAUUAUUCUGGACAGACUGAUGUAGUGUUUUGUGCAUUAAAAUGUGCUAUGUGAAUCAUUCUGAUAAGAUGAGAUUUAGACAAAUGUAGCAAUAGAACUAGGAUCUACUGUCUGUGUAUUGUGCUAACAUUUGAGAUUUAGUGAUAAGCAGGGUACCUUGUAAAGUAUUGUUGACAUUAACACUACAUUUCAGUAGCUUCUGCAGUUAGCCGUAACUCAGUGACAUGACGAGCGUUCCUAAACUCUGGCCAGGCAGCGUAGCUACAGUUCACUCUGUGUGAUGCCUCAUCUACUUGAUGGUUGCACAUGUUGUAUUUUUGCAAAUCUGCUUUUGGACCAAAAUAUAUUUUACAAAGAAUUUCUGAAAA
Anarrhichthys ocellatus (wolf-eel) is the source of this 3612-nucleotide messenger RNA. RefSeq names its product phosphatidylinositol-5-phosphate 4-kinase, type II, gamma a (gene pip4k2ca). NCBI's taxonomy places the organism in Eukaryota, Metazoa, Chordata, Actinopteri, Perciformes, Anarhichadidae. Gene Ontology annotation, cellular component: plasma membrane. Gene Ontology annotation, molecular function: 1-phosphatidylinositol-4-phosphate 5-kinase activity; 1-phosphatidylinositol-5-phosphate 4-kinase activity. The record is from RefSeq and is a predicted model, not a curated record. The transcript is spliced from 10 exons. Gene Ontology annotation, biological process: phosphatidylinositol phosphate biosynthetic process. Bases 237 to 1490 code for a protein of 417 amino acids.